Linum trigynum is the source of this 483-nucleotide messenger RNA. NCBI's taxonomy places the organism in Eukaryota, Viridiplantae, Streptophyta, Magnoliopsida, Malpighiales, Linaceae. The record is from the annotation of a GenBank genome assembly.
CUCUCCUUGCAUUGCAGGUCUGGCUGCUCCUCAGCCAAAACCCUGCUCGCUCCAACAAGCAAACCGACCACCUGCUUUUGAUAUGUCUGUUAAGAAGAGCAGCCUCUCUGCUCACAACAAAAACAACAAUAGGCAAGCAAUUGCCGAGGUCAAUGAUAAUGCUGCAGCAAAUGGCACAAAACGUAGGAGAUUUGGCAAGUGGUUUUCGUUCAGGGAGGUGUCGAUGGAGCCUAAGAAGUCAUUGGAGAAGCAGGAUUCCGGGAAGCUGAAAGCUGAGAUCAGGAGAUGGGCUAAAGCUGUUGCAACUUAUGCCCGGCAAGUCAGUGGCCGCCUUGGUAGCUCCUUGAGGAAGAGCAGCAGGAUCAGAAGCUCCUCCAAUUCUUCCUCUUCUUCUUCUUCAUCACCAUCGUCGUUACAACCACCAUUGGCAUCAUCCUCAUCAUCAAUAUCACCAAGAUUGUGAAAUAAAAUAUGUGUAGCCAU